AUGAUACUGAAUGCAGUGAAGCCACGAGGGAGUAGUCAGAACGAGGCACCGGUUCUAGCUGAGACCGAACCGACGGCAAUGCAGAUGCUGCUGAUGAUGAUGUUAGAAGAGUCGGUCGGCACUGUCAAUAGCGAGGCAGAAAACUCAGGCAUCGGAGAGCUUUUCGGCAGCCCCGCACACACGAGUCGGGACUCUCUCUGA
This is a messenger RNA of Pseudozyma hubeiensis SY62, 201 nucleotides long. RefSeq lists its product as hypothetical. Bases 1 to 201 code for a protein of 66 amino acids. The record is from RefSeq and is a predicted model, not a curated record. Lineage: Eukaryota; Fungi; Basidiomycota; Ustilaginomycetes; Ustilaginales; Ustilaginaceae. The transcript has a single exon.